AUGGCGCCUUUUUCUUCCCUCCUGCUGUUAGUUUCUUUGACAGCGAUCCUAGCUGCAAAGGAACUUUCUACUACAGACAGUGAUCGAAUCUCCCACUUAGAGGAUGUGAUUAAGACAUUGCAAGAGAUGCAAGAGAAGGAAAGGCGGGAAAACGCUCUUCAAAAUAAAAGGAUAUGGAAUCUUGAGGAAUCUAUGGCAAGAUAUGAGGAAGAGAAUGAGAAGUUAAAGACCGAAAAUGAAGACCUGAAAAUUAAACUCAAUCAGAUUGAAAUAUCAGUUGGGGAAAUGGACACCCAAGUGAAAAGACUGCAAAAAGAGAACAUCAGUUUUAUGGAAAAGGUUCAAUCUAACGGUAAAUUAAUAAACUAUAUUAAAUUUAAGGACUUGCUUUGUCAUAAACAAGGACUUGAAAAUUCUAUGCAGCCUGAAAAGUCGAUAUCCGUGGAAGUUGAAGAAACACCUAAAGUGACCGAGUCUCAAGUGAAGUCAAAAUCAUUGGGUUCGUCUCGCAAACGGCUCCUGACAGGAAUACCUACAACUCCUCAACCUAAUGGUGUUGCGUUUUCUGCCUAUUUAAAAACGUCCGAAACACAUUUAACAGAGCAUCAGACAAUUCUGUUUGACGGCAUCUUGACAAACAUUGGAGGCCAUUACAAUCCUCACAGUGGUAUCUUUACUGCACCUAUGCACGGGGUGUACGUUUUUACGUGGAAUCUGUACUGUAAUUCAAACGGAGGGUACAUUUACUCUGAAAUUGCAGUAAAUUCCAAUCCUAUUGGUAGCAUGUUAACUUCUUGUCAAGGAUCAACAGGCGUACAGUCAACCACAGGAAUAAUUGUGGAUGAAAUAAACAAGGGUGAUAUUGUUUUUGUUCGCACGCAUCCCAUUAAUGGUCAUUCCGGAAGUCUCCUUAGUCAUCCAGCUUGGAAAUCAACCUUUAGUGGUUGGUUAUUAUUUUGA
Molecule: messenger RNA, 960 nt
Organism: Saccostrea cuccullata (small rock oyster)
Lineage: Eukaryota; Metazoa; Mollusca; Bivalvia; Ostreida; Ostreidae
Exons: 2
Coding region: 1-960 (319 amino acids)
Molecular function (GO): protein binding
Source: RefSeq, a predicted model, not a curated record